AUGUUCAUCUGGAAUUGGACACGCCAUCGCCAAUUCGCCAAAAAGGGUUAUCAAGUUAUUGCUGGUGCUAGAAGACCCGAGUUGAUGGAUGAUUUAAUAACUCACGGAAUCAAAACUGUCAAAUUAGAUGUCACGAGUGUAGACGACGUUCAAUCAUUGAAGGACUUAAUUGAAACCGAAUAUGAUGGUAAAGUCAAAUACUUAUUCAACAAUGCUGGUCAAUCAUGCCAAUCCCCUGGAGCUGAAGUCACAGAUGACCAAAUGGUGAAAUGCUUCGAAGUUAAUGUUUAUGGAUGUAUAAGACUCACUAGAGAGUUAAUGGAAUUCAUCAUCAAGACCAAAGGUACCAUUGGUUUCACCGGAAGUAUUGCAGGUAUUUCUCAUUUCCCAUUUCUUUCUGUAUAUUCUGCUAGUAAAGCCGCUAUUCAUGCGUAUGCCAACUCUUUGGCUUUUGAAUUAGAACCUUCUGGUGUCAAGGUUAUCAAUGUAGUGACUGGAGCUGUCGCUACCGGGAUUUCAGAUGAUACACCACUUCCUCCUGAUUCUAGGUACCAAGCUGAAGGUAUCAAAGAAGUAUUGGAGAAGAGAGAAGAAAUGAUAAAUUCCGAUUCGAUGUCACCUAAAGAUUACGGAUUAAGUGUCAUACGUGAUUUUGAAAAUUCAAAAUUGGGUGUUGUUGACUAUUACGAAGGAAAAAGUGCCGGUUUAGUAAGAGCUAUGGUAUGCCUUCCUAGAUUUUUGAUGAAACAGAUUUUGGUCCCAACGUUUGGUAUUGGUAAGUUAUGGGGUACUCUUGAAAAGAAGUACUCAGAGGCUUGA
Messenger RNA from Yamadazyma jaroonii, 819 nucleotides. The record is from the annotation of a GenBank genome assembly. NCBI's taxonomy places the organism in Eukaryota, Fungi, Ascomycota, Pichiomycetes, Serinales, Debaryomycetaceae.